Phragmites australis (common reed) is the source of this 2699-nucleotide messenger RNA. RefSeq lists its product as uncharacterized. The transcript is spliced from 4 exons. Gene Ontology annotation, molecular function: RNA binding. Lineage: Eukaryota; Viridiplantae; Streptophyta; Magnoliopsida; Poales; Poaceae. The record is from RefSeq and is a predicted model, not a curated record. The coding region runs from base 195 to 2063 and encodes 622 amino acids.
GCAUCUCCAAACUAUCCCGAUCCCUCCGUUUUGUACGGCCUUCCAAAAAUCUCAGCCCGUCUCUCUCUCUCUCUCUCUCUCUGUCGCUCGCAAGGAAGAGGAGAGGGGGGAAGAAAACCUCGCGGGGGCGAGAGGGACCGGAGGAGGCGAAGGAUCUCGGCCGGAGGAGGUGGCUCCCGCCGUGGCCGUCCGAGAUGGAAUACAUAUCCCCUGAGAGAAAUCUGGAGGGAACUUGUGGAGAUCCUGGGCCGCUAUUUUCAGAACAAGAUGGUAGCCUGUUGGACCACUUGGAUUCUCAGGGAGGAGUUCCACAACAUGGAUCUUCAGCACUGGAUGAAGGACUUUUAGUUGAUCCAGCCGAUACAAUUCCAUAUUUGUCUGCAGAUUCUCUACCAUUCAUGAACGAUCAAAUCACGUGCAACACUAUGAAAUCUGCUUCAACUAGUCCACAAUCUUCGCUGAAGCAAGCUCAAGAACCUCUUAAUAUAGAACCUGGUAUUCAGAAUGAUGCAGCCAAACAGAAUGUUCACAGUAGUAACAGUGAAUCACAGGGCACUUCUGUGGAUUGUGAUGUACAUCAGAACACAGAAGUGAUUGAUGCAGUGCUGCCUCCAGAGCUUCCUGAAAGCAGCGGUAAUGAGAAAUCAAACUUUCAACCAGAAACUGCACAUUCUGAUGCCUAUCAUGGUGACUCUUUGUUAAAUGAAAAUAAUAGUAGAGAUUGCCAACUUAACAUUAGUGGUGCUGAUGAUAACGAAAUUCCAAACUCUCCAGUGCUUCAGAUGGAAAAUGAGGACAUUGAAAAGUUACACGAGACUUCUCACAAUGAAAAGAAUGGGUCAGAGGAUGAUCGAAUGAAUGGUAGGAAAUCUAGCCCCAUUGAUGGUUGGGACAAGGAGAACUUCAAUGCUUCAGCUGCACCUUCCUCUUGGGAACAGGCAGAGCAAGAAAAUCGUGGUACAAGAAAUGAAAGUUCAACUCCAGACAAUCGAUUUGAUUCUCCUGAAAGGUUUGCAAGACUGGAAAGGGACACACCAUCUCCAGACAGGAGGGUAUCUCCUGAAAGGUUUGCAAGACUGGAAAGGGACACGCCAUCUCCAGAUGGGAGGGUAUCACCUCCAGUUGAAAGUCCGCAUGCCCAUCAUUCUGAGAAGAUGGAGUCAGAACGUCCUGCCAAAGAUGUUUAUGAUUUAACUCGUUCUGAAAGCCCACCAGCAAGACAUCGGCCCCGGUCUCCUGAAAAGCGUGAUACCAACCGCAAAAGAGCUUCUUCAAGGGAAUCUCCGCAUGCACGACAGAAAUCUCCUGUAGAAAGGAAAAGACGAAGAGAGUCUCGACAUGGUGAUGGGUCACCUCUACGAAGAUCUGCUUCUCCCCAAAGAAGAUCUACACCCCCUCGAAGAAGAUCGUCAUCCCCUCGAAGAUCCUCACGCAAGAGGAGGGACUCACCAAGGAGGAGAGAUUCACCUAGGAAGAGGGACUCACCGAGGAGGAGGGAUUCACUGAGGAAGAGAGACUCGCCAAGGAGGAGAGACUCCCCACGGAGGAGGGACUCCCCACGGAGGAGGGACUCCCCAAUGCGGAGGGAUAGGUCAAAAUCAAGGUCACCUUCAAGGAAAACUGAUGCCUCCAGACAUAGAAGGGAACGUGAUAGAUCCCGGUCAAGGUCUCCCCACUCUAGGGAUCACCACAGACGAUCUCCAAGAAGGCAUUCACCAAGGCGCAGAUCAUCCCCAUCAAGUCAUCGCCAUCAUUCUCCAAGAAGACAUUGGUCACCGCCUGCCAACAGGAAGACUGGUUUGGGUAAGCCUGGACGGAAUCUCUUUGUUGCAGGUUUUAGCUAUGCCACCACCGAGGAAGAUUUGGAGAAGAAAUUUUCUAAGUUUGGACGUGUUACAAGUGCGCGUGUUGUUCGGGAUAAACGAUCUGGAGAUUCUCGAGGCUUUGGAUUCUUAUCCUUGGAGAAGGAUGAGGAUGCUGAUGCAGCAAUUCGUGCUUGUGACGAGACAGAGUGGAAUGGAAGGAUCAUUCUUGUGGAGAAGUCAAAGGCGCCUACAUGGUGAAUCUUCAACAUUGGAGCUCCGCACACCAUUGUCAAGAGGGAACUCGUUGCUUCAUUUUGCACAGAUUUACCGUUCAAAAAUUAUCCUAUUAUCGGUAUGACAUACUCGGUACAUGUGGGAAAUUCACCCAAACCCAGCUCUUGAUGCAGUACUAGGAUUAAGAGUAAUAAUGCACUUCCUUUGGCUACCUUGCUGACAGUUAUAAAGAAUAAGAUGUAACGUCACACCUUAGCUUGUUUCAGGGCCCUGCUGCUGAUAAGCGAGAUUUAAUGGUACCUUUUAGUGCCUGCAACCUCUACACAUGCACUAUGAUACUGUUGCCUGAUGUCCAUGAACUAUCAGUACUCUUCUUCACCUUCAUCACUGGUAGACAUGGAUGAACAAGUGGUUCUCUGACGGCCCAAAGGGAUACAGGAAAAAAUUCAAGCUCGUGAGGCUGUUGCUAUUAAACAAUUAAGUUAGUAGUUUAAUCAUUUAUAUAUAGGUUUUAUAUGUUUGCAUCCUCUUAGUGAGGGGUUUGACGUAGAGUCCAGUAUUUUGUGUUUUGAAUUCAAGAUGCUUUAUGUUGAAUAUGGUGCUACAUUAAUACCCCUAUGUUGCAUUUUCUUUUAAUGUUGACAUGGUUUUCUGCCUGUA